This is a messenger RNA of Cyphellophora europaea CBS 101466, 1587 nucleotides long. RefSeq lists its product as uncharacterized. The transcript has a single exon. Gene Ontology annotation, molecular function: alpha-1,6-mannosyltransferase activity. The record is from RefSeq and is a predicted model, not a curated record. Gene Ontology annotation, cellular component: mannan polymerase complex. Gene Ontology annotation, biological process: cell wall mannoprotein biosynthetic process; protein N-linked glycosylation. Bases 1 to 1587 code for a protein of 528 amino acids. NCBI's taxonomy places the organism in Eukaryota, Fungi, Ascomycota, Eurotiomycetes, Chaetothyriales, Cyphellophoraceae.
AUGGCAUGGUCAACGACUCGAACGAUAAAUAAGGGCGUUGGUCGUCACUACCUCCGCUUCACCGUACUUGUCGUGCUCGCUUGGUUCCUCAUCUACCACGUCCAAUUCAAGCAUGACCCGGACUCCCAAUCGUCCAGUAGCCUCUUCGACCCAGCAGAUCGCCAGUGGCUCCUUUCAUCCCGCGUACAACCCAAGCCAGACUCGCCUCAGAUCAACAUCGCCGCAGCCGGCCCGCAGAUUGGCCAGGCCACUACCGAUAUCAGCAUUGAUGGCUCAAAAGUCGUAGAAUCUCUUUCCAGCGAUUCUCCUCUACCCAUCGCCGACCUUGCCACAGCCGGUCAGCUUCCUCCCGCCGCUCCCACCCCCUCCUCGCCCGAUUCUCCCGCAACAUCAGUGAAAUGGGUCAAGACACGCUAUACUGCCCCGGAUGAGCCCAUUUCCCACCUCGUCCUCUCCCGACCACACCCGACUCAACAGCCUUCGCUCUUGGUCCUUGUCAUGACCAAAGACGGUCACUCCUGGGGCCGUAACGAUGGCCCGUCCCGAAAUUUCUCCUCCUUCCUCACCCUGCUGCACGACACGGGCCUCGAUCUGUCUACCGUCGCUAUCGGGCUACUGACCUCCGACGAGACCGAGUUCGCAUCGUACGAGAGCGGGCUGGACGAGGAUAUAGAGGGCUUUGCUGCCGCGACUUUAGUCCUACAUCCGGGAUAUCAGGGUGGCAGACGCGCGGUGGGAUCCAAGCCCAAAGCGAAGCUCUCUGACGGCGGCGGCGAAGGCAACGCCGAGGGCGAGGGCGGAGCAGCCGAGGACGACGAACGCGGUCACCGACACGACAAUGAUAUCCAGCACGCGCGGCGCGUGGAGAUGGCCCGCCUACGCAACUACCUCAUGUUCACGGCCCUGCCCCUCGCGCCUACAGCGGCGAACCUGCUGUGGAUCGACGCAGAUGUCUACGCGCUCAGCGACAACCUGCUCAAAGACAUGCAGCGGCACAUGGAGGACGAGCGCGUCGGCGUCCUCACCGUCAUCAGCCGCAUGGGCGGUGGCGAGGGCGGCGACUACGACUUCAACGCCUGGCGCGGCGAGCGCAGCAGCCCGAACACCGAGCAGCGCGAGAAGCUAAGGGAGGCGCUCGGCAGCUGGGUCGCCGGCAGCGUGGACAAGAAGAGCGAGCACAUGGGCGACAUCAUCGGGCGGCUGGACCGUGAGGAGCGGCAGCGCAAGAUCGAUAGCGGCGAGCUCGUGGUGCAGGAAGAUGACAAGGAUGAGAAAGGCGUUUUUGACCCCGCCAAAGCGAGCUUUGAGGACUCGGAUCCGAAAGAGGAAGAAAAUAAGCGCGAGCCCGAAGUGCUGGAGAUUGAGGGCAUCUUUCGCCUCGAUGCCGUGGGCGCCACGGUGUUGAUGGUCAAGGCCGCGCUGGUGCGGCAGGGUCUGGCGUUCGCGACCACGUAUCUCGUCGGCACGGACUGGCAGAGUGAAGGAUGGGAUGGCGUCGAGAGCGAGGGUUUGUGCGUUGCGGCGCGGGGGCUGGGUGGGGAGUGCUGGGGCAUGCGCAAUGGGUUCUCGAGACAUAGUACGGGAUAA